Messenger RNA from Peronospora matthiolae, 2577 nucleotides. The record is from the annotation of a GenBank genome assembly. Lineage: Eukaryota; Oomycota; Peronosporomycetes; Peronosporales; Peronosporaceae.
AUGUCGAUGGCAACUUUCAGUGGAAAACGGUACUUCGUGACAUUCAUUGAUGACAAGUCAAGAUACUGUGUCGUCUAUCUGCUCAAGAGCAAAUCUGAAGUUGCGGCGAAGUUCAUGGAAUACGCUGCGAUGGCCGAAACGCAAACCGGAAAGCGCGUGAAGUACCUUCAAAGCGACAAUGGGGGUGAAUACAAGUCCGACAAGCUGGCACGAUUCUGCGCGGAACGGGGAAUACAACAAAGGUUCACACCCCCAUAUACUCCUCAGCUAAACGGAGUAGCUGAGAGAAUGAAUCGCACGCUGGUCGAGUGUGCGCGUUGCAUGAUGGAACACGCUGGACUGGGAAAGAGCUACUGGGGUGAAGCAGUGAUGACGGCGAUGUUUCUUCGAAACCGCUGUCCAACACGUGCCAUUCACCAAGACAAGUCUCCAUAUCAAGUGUGGACGAUGAAGAAACCGAUUCUGGCCAACCUUAAAGUGUUUGGAUGCCACGCGUAUGUUCAAGUGCCUCAAGACAAACGCGCGAAGUUCGACUCCAAGUCAUCACUCUGUCGUUUCCUGGGAUACGCCGAACACCAGAAGUCAUAUCGAUUUGAGGAAGUGUCAACAGGAGCGAUCAAGAUCAGUCGCGAUGCCACAUUCAUGGAAGACAAGUUUGAUGAAGGUCCGCGCAACUACAACGAUGAGUCAAGUGUCGUUGAGUUUGAUGAUCAUGAUGAGGACGAAGAAAAAGAAGAAGGUAAAACUGACGACGACAUGGACUCGAGCGACGAUGACAACGAAGACACCAGGUCUUCGAAGAGCAACAUCAAGAGACACACGCGCACUCAAUCACUUGAGAAAGCUACCGUCAUUCCAAGUCCCAAGCGAAGAACAUACAGAGGUCCGUCGCUUGAGCAUGUGUCAGCGGCUGCAAUGGAUUUUGAAGCAGCCUACAUCGUUGAUUCAGUGGGGGAAACGCCGACUACAUUCAAGUCGGCGAUGGAAUCAAGCGACUCCGGCAAGUGGAAAGAAGCGUGUGACUCGGAGUUCGAUUCGCUUCAGAGAAACGACACGUGGGAAAUCGUGCCUCUUCCGAAAGGUCGCAAGGCCAUCGGGUGCCGAUGGGUUUUUCGUGUAAAGGAGAAUCAAGAUGGCGAAGUUGAACGUUUCAAGGCAAGACUUGUGGCCAAAGGAUUCUCACAGAAAUUCGGAGUUGACUAUGAAGAAACUUUCGCACCGGUGGCCAAGUUCACAUCGAUUCGUGUGGUGCUCAACAUCUACAUGGACCAGCCGGACGGAUACCUGGAUGCAACACAGCCGGACUAUGUGUGCAAGCUAAAGAGAUCACUCUACGGCUUGAAGCAAUCGCCUCGCAUGUGGAACCAAACAAUCGAUGGGUUCAUGAUCAAGAUGGGAUUCAAGAAGUGCGAAUCGGACCACUGCAUCUACAUCAAGCGAGACGACCAAGACAUGAUUCUCGUGGUGCUCUACGUCGAUGAUCUCAUCCUGGCCAGCAGCAACAACGAACUCCUCAAGUCAACCAAGAUGGCGCUGAGCAAACGCUUCGAAAUGACGGAUCUCGGUGAGCUCGAUUACUUUCUCGGCAUGGAGAUCAAGAACGACCGUAAGACGGGAAUGGUGACUGUACAACAAACCAAGUUUCUCAAGUCCGUGUUAACCAAGUUCGGAAUGGAUAACAGCAAGCCAGUGAAGACGCCUCAAGAUCCCGGCCUGAAGCUAACCAAGAACAUGUGUGAACAAGAAUGCAAGCACGAAGACACCAUGUGCAACGUGCCAUAUCGAAGUGCUGUCGGAGGCAUCAUGUAUCUCAUGGUCGCCACACGUCCGGAUCUAGCUGCUGCAGUGGGAUCAUUAUCCCAGUUCUCGUCCGACCCAUGCCCGACUCACUGGCAAGCUUUGAAGCGUGUGCUGAGAUACCUGCAAGCAACGCCCAAUCAUGGUCUUGAGUUUACACGUGAAGAAGGAAGCCGUAUCUGCGGGUACACCGACGCAGACUGGGCCGGCGACAUUGAGUCAAGACGAAGUACAAGCGGCUAUGUGUUCAUGAUGAGCGGAGGAUGCAUCAGCUGGAAAAGCCAGAAACAACGGACGGUCGCGCUAUCUUCAACAGAAGCAGAAUACAUGGCGCUUUCCGAAGCAACCAAAGAAGCAGUAUGGCUCAAAGUGCUUUUGGGGGAACUUGGUGAGAUGACAAGCGACGAAGCGAUCAAGAUGUAUGAAGACAACCAAGGAUCAAUCGCUCUCGCCAAGAACCCGGAGUUCCAUAAGAGAACAAAACACAUCGACAUACGCUACCAUUUUGUGCGUGAGAAGGUGGAAUCAGGUGAAGUCGUUUUGGAGUAUUGCCCGACUCAAGAUAUGCUGGCAGACAUGAUGACCAAGCCGAUCGCCGCUGUACAAUUUGAAAACAUUCGCGAUCGACUUGGGAUCCAAGGUGCCGCAGCUAACGAGUCGAGAGGGAGUGUUGAAAAGACAGCGGCUGUGAAGAAGACACCUCGUCAAGCUGCGUCAAGUGUUGAAGCAAGUGGAAGACCAAGCUUCGCUAUACCGGUGGGUACCGGUAUGUACCAGUAA